AUGUGCACUGCUCCCAGGAUGCUGAUCGUCUUCUCUUUUGUGAUUGCGAUCAUAUCUGUGGCCAAUUGCUUGCCGUUGCUCCAAUCGAAGCAUUUCGAUUCGGAAUGUAACGUCGAGAACUGCUUUGGUGAACCACAGAAUUGCGAUCCGAAGACCAGCUGCCAAUCCCUGAUUCAGUUUGAAAAUAAUGGUUCUGUGAAGCUACUCCUUCGCAACUUCUCGGAUCCAUACUCCUAUGCUGCAUUUGCUAUUGGAAGGAAAGCUGAUGAUACAAUCAACUAUUUGGUCUGCCUGCCUCAUGCCUUAAAAAGCUUCCGGGCCAACGCUGAACUUGGCAAACCAAUCACCAUUGUUGAGACGGAUGCAGACAUGCCAGUUGAUAAGCUUGGUGAUGAUGUCUACGUCUGCCGAUAUCCAGCUUCGGAGAUUCCAGACUCUUUCAAGAACGAUCAGACGUUUUUUGUGAAUCGUGGAAAAUUCCAUGAUAACCUCGUUAUCUACGAUGGCGAGCAACUUUUCUCGUUCGACUCGACUCCAGGUGAUGAUGAUUUUGAUGAAAAUGACGACUACUACAACGCCGAACCCCCAGUCGCGAUGGGUCUUGUUUCUCUACGUCUUGGAGAUGAAAAGUCCAUUGCGUUUACAAAGGAUGAAAGCAAAAUGGCUUCAGACGCCAUCACUUCUCUCCGCAAGAUAUCGGACGACGAUGAUGAUUUCGCCAUGGACUUUGAAAUUGUCGAAAAACAAACUAAGAGAAACUCCAAAAAAAGCCAGAAAAUUAUUGAUCAUGAAGAGGAAGACGAUUCCGAAAAACAACUUCCACCAAUAGAUGAGAAUGAAGAAGAGGACGACCAAGAUGACGAUGAGAUUGAAUCAUCGAGUCAUCGCAAUAAAAUGUCACGCAACAGUCGCCGUGGAAAGAAAACUUCCCGUAAUGAGGACGAUCAUGACAACACCGACGACGAUUCUGAAAAACGACGAAAAACAUUUCUGAAAUCCAUCCGUCGCUCCAAGAAAUACGAUGACGAAGAUGACGACGUUGAAUCUUCCCGGCGUUCAAGAAAAUAUGACGACAACGAUGGCGAGGAAGACGAAGACUUCGAUGACAAGCCAAGAAAGUCUAAACGUCCAUCCAAGUCUCGUAAAGUUGAUGAUGACGACGAGGAUUUUGAUGAUGAAGAGGCUGAAGACAACAGUCGGCCAAGAAAGUCGAAAGGUCGCAAGUUCUACGAGAGUGAUGACGAAGACGAUGAAGUUGGACACUACAACACUCGUCGUCGUGAUCACAAAAAUCGCCGCAUCUACGACGAUGAAGACGAAGACGAAGAGGACACUUCCCGCAAGUCCCGCAAAAAUAAAGACAAGAAGAAGUCCAAGAAAAAUGAUGAAGACUACGAAAUUGAAGUGGACGAAGAGGAUGACGACUAUGACGACGCCAACUCCAUCGGCCAACACUUCUUCCUCGAACUCUUUGUCCUGUUCAUCGUUCUCCACCAAUUGUUCUGA
Messenger RNA from Caenorhabditis bovis, 1506 nucleotides. NCBI's taxonomy places the organism in Eukaryota, Metazoa, Nematoda, Chromadorea, Rhabditida, Rhabditidae. The record is from the annotation of a GenBank genome assembly.